UAUUACGAGUCUUUUAAGAUCACAUAAUAUAUGGUAGGAGGCCUCAAAACAUGGACAUAAGACUGAAAAUAAUCCAGAAGGAAGGUCAAUAAUAUUGUUAAUCCUGAGGUAGUACUAGCUAGUUUUCUUCAUCCUCUUCCUAUCCAACCACCUCCCCCUCCCCUCUCUCUCUCUCUCUCUCUCUCUCUCUCUCUCUCUCUGGAAAUAGGGUGAACCUGACUUAUCUGGAAGGGAGGACCUCAAUUAAGGUAAUUAAGGAACAUCAUUGACAGUUGUAUGAAAAUUCUUCACUUCUGCAUGUCUUGUGAAUCUUAACUGUCAAAAUUAUUUUGAUAGUAAGGAUAAUUCGUAAUUCAUUUAGAUGUAAAAGUCCACCAUCAAAACCGCCACGCAAGACAAAAAUCAUCAAUAAAAGCCGCCAACAUGAAACUUUUCCCGCCAGUAUAGACAUAACUGGUAAACCCUCCAAUCUGGCAACGCUGGCAACUCUGGCUCGGUUCCGCAGACAACGCAUGCGCAGCGUAGCUUGAACUUCUCCUUGCACGGCGCACGCAGUGUUGUGACUUUUAUGACAGCUGAGGCGCAUUCAUCAGUUACAUUACCCUUUUACAUUCCUUAUUUCCUUUACCUGGGUGAUGGCAAGCAUGGAUAAUGCCGUAUUAAAGAAGAAGGUCCUGUUUAUUUGCUUAGGUAAUAUCUGCCGUUCACCAAUUGCUGAGGCUGUGUUCAACCAUAUCGUGGAGGAACGGGGUCUGACGGGUUGGGAGGUGGACUCAGGGGCUAUUGGCUCAUGGCAUGUUGGUCUGGGGCCAGACCAUCGGGCUGUCAGCACCAUGAAGAAACACAACAUCCGCAUGAGUCACAAGGCACGGCAGUUGAAAAAGGCAGACUUCAGCCACUUUGACUAUAUUUUUGGAAUGGACCAUGAGAACAUAUCUGACAUCAAGGACAUGGCUCCCAAGACCUACACUGCCAACAUUGAACUUUUUGGCUCCUAUGACCCACAGAAGGAACUUCUUAUUAGAGAUCCAUAUUAUGAUGAUGAUGCUGCUGGGUUUGAGAAGUGUUAUGAACAGUGUCUGAGAUGCAGCAAAGGGUUCCUUGAUUCCCUGGUGAAGUAAGAAGAGCAAGGCUGCUGUGGGUGAUGUUUGGACUUGUGGUGCUAUUCAGCUUCCUGUCUUGUCAAUUCAUGUAAGAUACAGUAAUGCUUACUAUGGAUAGUUUUAACUUUGAAGAACUAAAUGUGUCAGAAAAUCAUUAAAGGUCAGAGUUUUUGGUUGUUGGGUGCACACAGUAUAGAGAAGAAAACUAUACACCAAAUAUUGCUUAGAUGUUAGCUCUUGAGGUCACAUCACCAUUAUUUAAAGAUUUGACAAUGUAUACAGUAUACAAUAUAUACCUAGAAGACAUCAUUGGUGUGUGCGAAUAUUGUAUUAGUAUAUUGUGUUUGAAAUUGUGAGUUUUCAUGAAGCUUUCAUGUUUCCAUUCCAUGUUUCUAAAAGUGUGUACAUACGUUUAUUGUGAAGUAAUUUUCACUGUAAUAUUUUUUUUAUUGAACUUUAACUUGAUUAUUAUAAUUUUCUUGGUUCAUUUAAGAUUUUCCAUAAUUUAUUUGAUCUUUUAGUUAUUUAUAUGUAAAGAUGAAAAAAUAAACAUGAGAAGAACUAA
Molecule: messenger RNA, 1668 nt
Organism: Portunus trituberculatus (swimming crab)
Lineage: Eukaryota; Metazoa; Arthropoda; Malacostraca; Decapoda; Portunidae
Product: low molecular weight phosphotyrosine protein phosphatase-like
Biological process (GO): protein dephosphorylation
Cellular component (GO): cytoplasm
Molecular function (GO): acid phosphatase activity; non-membrane spanning protein tyrosine phosphatase activity
Source: RefSeq, a predicted model, not a curated record